This is a messenger RNA of Cladocopium goreaui, 5747 nucleotides long. The record is from the annotation of a GenBank genome assembly. Lineage: Eukaryota; Dinophyceae; Suessiales; Symbiodiniaceae.
AUGGCCGGACGAGGCCAACAGUUGAAGCCCCGCCGUGUUGUUGGCCGCAUUGCUCCUAUUAGACAAGGAAGGAUGGAUGAUGUGCAGCCUGGGUUUUUUGGAUUUUCUGCCCUCCACACCAAACGGUUCAAGCAGCUCAGACGUUUGCAAAACCUUUGUCGGUGGGCUGACAAUCACGUCAUGAAUGAUGUCACGGACUGUCUUCAUGGAAUUGGACUUUGGAAUUCUAUCCUGCGUUCUUCUGGAUUUGGCUCUUCCUUUUCCAAUUGGUGGCCUUCCCGGAGUUAUGUCAGCCCACUUGACCCUCUGGUCAUUCCUCCUUUCUGUCCUUGCCCUGCAGUCGCCCGACAGAUUUAUGAUGCUGUGCAUGCUGAUGUCAGGCUUUUGGAGCAAAGAUUAACCCAGGCUAGGAAAGCCAGUAAGGUUGCCCAACAUGAUCGAGAUCAUCUGCUGGUGUUCCGUGAUGUUGCUCGUCCGGCUGCUGCCCCUGUCGAAAGUCUUGUACAUCGGGUCGAAGCCAAGGUUGUCGCUGUUGAUCCUACCGAGUGUGCCGUGGAGUUAGAUCACCCAGUUCAGAUGAUUCCUGAUGAGCCGGUCUGGAUUUCGGGGCAUGCACAUGAGAUCAUACAUGCUGAGUAUGACAAGGUUUGGGUACAUGAUGUGUCCUCGGUGCAAGUGGCCGACACCUGCGUUCAGUCCAAAUAUGUGGGCGACCUUCAAGCCCUGUUUGAUGCCUUUCAUGAGCAAUGGAAAUUGAGGUGGUGUCGUCACGACGGAGUCCCCUUCAGCCGUUGGCAGGAGCUUUUGGACUUUGCCCGACGGAUCAUCCGUCCCACUGUAGUGCCUCAUUUGGCUGUUGACUGUGCCUUGCUCCAAGCGGAGGUGCACCGGAAGAAGAAACGGGCCGCUACUGGGCUGGAUGGGGUUAGCAGGCAUGACCUUGUCCUUGCGGAUCCCUUGACUUUGACCAGCCUCACCAGCAUGUACCGGCGGGCUGAAACCGAUGGCACAUGGCCUGCUCAACUUGUAGCUGGCAAGGUCCAUUCCUUGGCCAAGACUGAAUCUGCAUCCUCCGUAGGAGACUACAGGCCCAUAACUAUCUUUGGACUGACCUAUCGGGCUUGGAGUAGUAUUCAGUCGAGAUACUUGCUUGCCUUCGCUGAUCAGUGGGUUGAUGAUAGUGUGUUUGGCAACCGUCGGGGUAGACAGGCCUCAGACUUAUGGAUUCAGUUGCUCUCUCAGAUUGAGUUGGCCUACUCUUCCUCCACUGGCCUUGCUGGCAUUUCAGCGGACAUUGAGAAAUGUUUCAACUGCAUCCCUCGGUUUCCGGCACUGUGCCUUGCUGUCCUUGUUGGCACUCCCAAUGAGGUCACCACUGCCUGGAGUGGCGCUUUGGCCAGCAUGUGUCGCCACUUCAAAGUUCGUGAGUCGUUCUCUUCAGGGUUCCUGACUUCCACUGGUUUGGCUGAAGGCUGUGGACUUUCUGUCUUUGGUAUGCUGCUGGUUGAUCACUUGUUUGCCUGUUGGCUCCGCUUCCAAGCCCCACCUGUGAGUUGCCUCACCUAUGUUGAUGAUUGGCAGACAAUCACCAGGGACGUUGACUACACUGUCCGUCAACUUGCCUUGGUUGAAAGGUUUGCUGCCAUGUUUGAUCUUACCAUAGAUCGCCGGAAGACCUUUGGAUGGGCCACCUGCCCUGACAUGCGACGCUGCAUGAGAGAGCAGGGCAUAAGGGUUUUACACCAUGCCCGUGAGCUGGGUGGGCAUAUGGGUAUCUCCAAGCAGUACACCAACCGUACUGUUGCCCAACGCAUUGCUGACCUUGGGGAAUUUUGGGUUCAACUGCGCUCCAGCCAUGCCAAAUACAAGGCCAAAGUUUACAUGCUGCGGGCCGUUGCCUGGCCUAGAGGCCUUCAUGCCAUCUCCAGUGCUCCCAUUGGGGACCAAACUUGGCUGGCGUUGAGACGUAGUGCGGUUAAAGCUUUGGGUUGGCAGAAGCCAGGGGUCAAUCCUGCUGUUCUUCUCAGCCUUGUUGAAUCAAUGGUUGACCCACAGUUUGUGGCCAUCUCCUGGACUUUUCGCACUUUGCGUGCUCAGUGCCCUGUGGAUUUUUGGGCCGUUAAUGUUGCUCCGUUAGCCAAUGGGGACCUGGACUUACCCCCCAAUGCUCCUGCUUCCAUUGCUCUGCACCGUGCGCAGGCUGUUGGGCUUCAGGUUGAACGGAAUGGGUUUGUUGUGGAUCAGUUUGGCCCGUUUUGUUUGCAGUCUUGCAACAUUGUUGAAGUUGACUUGCGUUUGCAGUGGGCAUGGAAACUUGUCAUUGCGCAGAAGGUUUCCCACAGAAUGGAUUUUCAUGGGCUCUGGCAAGUCGACUUAGCAGCCACCCGACGUGCCCUUGCUCUGUUGGGGCCCGAUGAUCAAGCCUUGUAUCGUCUUGGACUUGCAGGAGGCUUGUAUACUGAAAGUUACAAGUCCAAAUGGACUGAUCAAGCUGACUGUUGUGACUGGUGCGGCCAACCUGACACGUUGAGGCAUCGGUUUUGGGAAUGCCCUCAAAACAAAGAUCUGCGGGAAUCCUUAGCCCCGGAUAUCCCUCCUAUCCUUGAUCAGCUCCCUCCUGUCAUGUCCCUCAGGGGUUGGGCUUUACUUCCCCCUACCUGGCACUCUUGGAUUCAGCUUCUGGUGAGUCUUCCGCCAUGUCCGUUGGGGACGUCUGUUGGAUUUGCCAAGGGGGUCUGGAAUCAUGUGUUCACGGAUGGGUCCUGCCUGUUUCAGUCUUGCCCUCUGUAUCGUUGUGCCGCCUGGUCUGCCAUUCUUGUGCCUGCCUUCUGCUCAAAUUGGACACCGGGUGGUACUCGAGUGGUUGGGGCAUCCUACUUGCCGGGUAUCUGCCAGACUGCCUUUAGAGCUGAGCUGUUUGCAGUGGCCUUUACGCUUCAUCAAGCAGCUGACCAAGGUGCACCGGUGAAGAUCUGGACAGACUGUUUGGGGGUGGUUAACAAAUACAACCUACUGGUCAGAGGACACAAGAAGUUGAACCUCAACCGCAGCAAUGCAGACUUGUGGGCUUGGGUGUUACAAUCUGCUGAUCGCCUUGGCUGCCAGAACAUAGUUUUGUGCAAGGUACCGGCGCACCGACCGGUGACUAGUGCCACGACGAAGCUUGAAGCAUGGAUGUUCUUCCAUAACGAUGUAGCUGACAGGUCUGCGAGGAUGGCAAAUCAAGCCAGGCCGCCCAGCUUUUGGGAGGUGUGGGAAGCUCAUGCUCAAGCAACUGGUGUUUCAGCGGAACUUUUUCGACAGGUACAAGCGUUGCAUUUGGCUGUGGGGAGGCGACAGGUCCAGAGCCAUGUCAGUGAUGACACCGGCGAUCAUGGCUCUGGACCUGUCCGCCAAACCAGGAAGUUUGAGACUGCCUUUGAACGAGGACAUUGGGAUGGCAGGUUGCCGCCGCGAGUUUCCAGACUGUAUGGUUCUACAAUCAUGCAGAAGGUCAUCAAGUGGUUUCUGGCGCGCCUUGCGCCUUCUGCCAAUUUGGUCUGGGUUUCUUUUGCACAGUUAUACCUGGAUUUUCAAUUGUCAGUCGGACACCCAGGUCCUUUACGAGUUCAGAACCAUUGGGUUGAUGCCGAUCAGAGACCUUACCUGGCGGUUGAGACCUUCUCUUUCAAGCAGAGGACCAAAUGGUUUAGGCAAUGUCUCAAGCAUCUUUGGAAGGAAGCUGGCUUGACCGUUGGCAUGGAGCAGUGUCGACCACGAUCAGUUGCCAUCCAUGCCUUUUUGCCCGCUGCCUCUCUGCCCUGGGAUAGCCAUGCAUUGGCGACUGUAGAUGAGUGGCUUGGAUCUCACCUCAAAGAUCCAUGCGCAAGGGAUGCUGGAAUUUUGAACAGCCUGCCGCUUCCCACAAAAUGUGGUCAAGAAUUCGACUUCCAGGAGAUUCGCGAGGCGACACAGCAGUUCAGCGCAGCGCAUCGCCUGGGAGAGGGCACCUAUGGGACCGUCUUUCGUGGCACCCUUCGUGAUGGCACCGAAGUCGCGAUCAAGGCAUUGGCAUCCCCUAAGGAGGGCGGUUUUAGAGAGGAGGUGGAGGUCUUGAGCCGAUUUCGCCAUCCAAAUCUGGUGAUCUUAAUGGGCUUCGCCAGAAAUGGGCGUGAGCGUUACCUUGUUUACGAGCUCCUUCCAGGGGGGGACGUUCAUUCACGCCUGAACAAGGAUUUGAGUUUCACCUGGGAAAAGCGUCUGAACGUGGUUUUGGACUGCGCCCUGGGUCUGAGCCAUUUGCACGGAUCGCGGCCGCAGGUCUUUCACCGCGACGUGAAGACGCAAAACAUGUUAAUGGACAAGAAUGGCACGGGCAAGGUCGCGGACUUUGGACUUGCUUGCCUUGCACAGCCCAACCAACGCUCUUUGAUCGUCCGCGAGACUUCGGGGACCUUGGGGUAUGCGGAUCCGCUCUACAUACGCUCAGGAGAGAUCACCGAGAAGUCGGAAGUGUACUCCUUGGGGAUGGUGUUGUUGGAGGUGCUGACCGGAAGGCCGCCUGCACUACAACAUCCCAAUGGGAAGAUUGAGUAUCAGUUCGACCAUCUCAAUGGUGACCUCCGAAAGCUCCUGGCCAUGGUGGAUCGCCGUGGGCGGUGGCCACAACUCAUGGCGGAAUACGUGGGACAUUUAGCUUUACAGUGUACCUGUGAGCAGGCCAAGUUCCGGCCGAGCUUCGUAGAGAUUGUGACGCAGUUGCGGAAGUGGCUAAGAGACGAGUCCUUGCAUCAACCAUCGCCCGUUUCAGGUGGUCAUUCGCCGCAGCUACCCGCGGGCGUUCAAAGUAUUCAGGCCCAGCGCGACUCCAAUGGCCACGCCAAGGCGCAGUCCCCUGCAGUGCAAGUGCAACAAGUGCAACGGCCGCAGGUGGCCUCGCCUUGGCACGAUCCACGCCUCAGCCAGGCGGCAAGUCCAUUUGGAAACUCUCUGAAACCAGUGGCAGGUGGAUACAUGCAGCAGCCACAGCAGCCACAGCAGCCACAGCAGCCAAAGCAGCAGCCAGCGGCCGUGCCGGGUGAACGCCUUUCCUGGGAACAGAUCCAACAGCAGCAGCUACAGCGGGAACAGCGCGAAGCGCAAGCGGCGCAAGCGGCGCAGGCUGCGCAUGCGGCGCACGCGCAACGCGAAGCGCAAGUUGCGCGCGAGCAGCGGGAAGCGGUGAGGGAAGUGGAGCAGAGAGUGCGAGAGCGCGAGGAACAGCUCAGAGCAAAGCUGCCGUUCCCGCAGCGAUCACAAGGUGAUAGAAGCCCAGCUGGGAAUCCAGGAUUUCCUGAUGGCAGAGGCUUCGGGGUCGAUGCCCGGGAUGUCCGGCCUGUCGAAGGAUGGAACCAAGGUAGUCGCAACGUGCCGCGCGGAUGGGAGGAUGGUCAGCGAAGUGCAGAGACCUACACGCGAGCUUCACCAGCCGCGCGGGACUCCACUCCCAGUGCCAAGGCUUCGACCCCAGGUGAAGCUAUGGCGGGGGCCACGGAUUCCACUGCAGCUGAGAGUGACCGACCAAGUCUGGGCCAAGUGCGAAACCGAGAAGAGGAACGUGCAAAGAACAUGGCAAUUCUCAUGGGAAUGAGCUUCAGCAAAGAGAAAGCCGCGCAAGCUCUGGAGCGUUGCUCAACGGUGGAAGCUGCUGUGGAGUGGAUCUUCACCUCUGAGUGACUUCAUGAGCGAAGCGAUGCGCUUCCGUCAAAAGCUGGGAAUUUCACCUUGAC